AUGGCAACCAACAGUAAAAUGACAUCGAUUGUCGUCCGCGUGUCCGACCUGUCUCCACGCCUAUCCAGGGAGGAUAUCCCUCGCCCAUGUCCAGCUGAGCAUCAAGUUCUCGUUAAGAUCUCGCAUGUGGCACAGAAUCCAACAGACGUCCAAUCAUUCGACAGCAACGCCUUCGGCGACGGAGUCGUCCUAGGGUGUGAUUUUGUUGGCGAAGUCGUCGACCUCGGAGCUUCUGUCACGCGAUACGCAAAGGGUGAAGUGAUAGCAGGACUUAUUUGGGGUGGCGAAACCAAGGGCCUCGGUGCAUACUCACAAUAUGCCCUGGCCGAUGAGAGAAUCUCGUAUCCAAUCCCAGACUCGAUCUCGCGCGAGCACGCAAGUACCGUUCCUCUUGCUGCGGCUACUGCCUGGCUAGCAUUGUGGUCCCAGGGUUGUUUAGCUAUCGAUCGGCAGCAGGAGAGAGGGACUAGUGUUUUGAUCUGGGGCGGGAGUUCAAGCGUCGGUCUGUACGCCAUUCAAUUGGCGGCUAUGUACGGACUCGAGGUUGUUACCACUUGUAGUCCGAAACAUGCAGAUCUGGUGCGCUCAUAUGGCGCCAGAUAUGUCUUUGAUUAUAGAAGUGAGGAUGUUGUCGAUAGUGUGAAACUGGUGGCUCCGACGCUUAAGCAUGCUUUCGAUACGAUUGGUAAUGCCGACUCGUCGUUGCUUGCCUCGGCGGCUUUUGGGGGUGCGGGUACCUUGUGCACUGUCCGACCAGGGAAAGCAAAUACUGAGAAGGUGUCGACUGGUACUCGCGUUACUGAUGUGUUGGUGUGGACUGCUUUUUUGAAAGACCAUGCAUUUGGGCCUUUCAAGUGGCCGGCAUCUCAAGAAGACCAUGAGCUGUCCGCUGAGUUGUUCCAGCAGCUUCCUUCGUGGUUGGAGAAGGGAACAUUGAAGCCCAGUCAUCCUCGAGUGCUUCAAGGGCUGGAAUCUGUGUCUGAUGGAUUUCAGGAACACAGAGAUGGAAAGAUCUCCGGAUAUAAAAUUGUUUACGCGAUUUAG
Molecule: messenger RNA, 1044 nt
Organism: Penicillium nucicola
Lineage: Eukaryota; Fungi; Ascomycota; Eurotiomycetes; Eurotiales; Aspergillaceae
Product: zinc-binding alcohol dehydrogenase family protein
Exons: 5
Coding region: 1-1044 (347 amino acids)
Molecular function (GO): oxidoreductase activity, acting on NAD(P)H
Source: RefSeq, a predicted model, not a curated record